Molecule: messenger RNA, 4109 nt
Organism: Phyllostomus discolor (pale spear-nosed bat)
Lineage: Eukaryota; Metazoa; Chordata; Mammalia; Chiroptera; Phyllostomidae
Gene: PRKD3
Product: protein kinase D3
Exons: 19
Coding region: 806-3475 (889 amino acids)
Biological process (GO): protein phosphorylation
Molecular function (GO): protein serine/threonine kinase activity; ATP binding
Source: RefSeq, a predicted model, not a curated record
GGCGGGAGGCGGAGGGAGGAAGGGGUACCAGCAGCGGGCGGGAUCCUGCGAGGCGCGUGAAGCCUCGCUGGCGCCUCGUCUACGACUGGAACGCUGGCGGGCGCGGAGUUUCUCACGGCCGGCCGGGCCCGCCUCUGCUGACUACAUCUCAGAAACAAUCAGCUUUUCUCGAUGGACCCAUUCAUCAAAUGAAAUAUGCCUGUACUAUUUUAAAAAGCUUUGUACUUCAUAAUGGAAAUAUUUACCCACCUUAAAAAUGAAAAUGAGGACAUUUGAGAAGGUGAUUUAAGGUGUGGACAUUUGAGAAAGUACCUCAUCAAAUCAGUGAACCAAAGGAUAAGAACUGAAUAGAUUAAUCCUAAACACCUAUUUUUUUUUUAACUGGGAGGAUUUCAUCCUGACAGAAAAACAACUUUUAUUCAGUAUGUAUUUUCUGAAAUUAAAAGAGAGAGACAAGAAUAAAACUUAAAAGGAAACAGAUGAAGAAGUUUAGAAAGUAAGCAAUGUCAACUCUUUUCUGAUGAGGAUAAUUCAAUGAUGUUAUAUCCUUUCCAAAUCCCUGGUUGUGGUCCUAAAGCCAAGACUCUUUUUUGAUGGGACUGAUAAUAAAGGAAGUAGGACCUUUUGUGAAUUCAUUUCACAGUUGUAGAUCUUGCAGUCAUCAGCAUGAGUAGCUUAAAAGAGGAAAUAAGUUUUCAAUUAAAUCUAAAAGUACAGUCAUUCUUUUCCUGCUGAGAUUUUAAAAGCCUCUCCAUAACCAUUGAAAAAGAAUUGACAACUAUUUUAAAAGAUUAAAGAAAGGCAGAUGUCUGCAAAUAAUUCCCCUCCAUCAGCCCAGAAGUCUGUAUUACCUGCAACUCUACCUGCUGUGCUUCCAACUCCUUCAAGUUCAAGUCCUAAGACAGGACUCUCCGCCCGACUCUCUAAUGGAAGCUUCAGUGCACCUUCGCUCACCAACUCCAGAGGUUCAGUGCAUACAGUUUCAUUUCUACUGCAGAUUGGCCUUACACGAGAGAGUGUUACCAUCGAAGCUCAGGAACUCUCUUUAUCUGCUGUCAAGGAUCUUGUGUGCUCCAUUGUUUAUCAGAAGUUUCCAGAGUGUGGAUUCUUUGGCAUGUAUGACAAAAUUCUCCUCUUUCGCCAUGACAUGAACUCAGAAAAUAUUUUGCAGCUGAUUACCUCAGCAGAUGAAAUACAUGAAGGAGACCUAGUAGAAGUUGUUCUUUCAGCUUUGGCCACAGUAGAAGAUUUCCAGAUUCGUCCACAUACGCUCUAUGUACAUUCUUACAAAGCUCCUACUUUCUGUGACUAUUGUGGUGAGAUGCUCUGGGGACUGGUACGUCAGGGACUGAAAUGUGAAGGCUGUGGAUUAAAUUAUCAUAAACGAUGUGCCUUCAAGAUUCCAAAUAACUGCAGUGGAGUAAGAAAGAGGCGUCUGUCAAAUGUGUCUCUGCCGGGACCUGGUCUCUCAGUCCCAAGACCCCUGCAAGCUGAGUAUGUGGCUCUUCCCACCGAAGAGUCACAUGUUCACCAAGAACCAAGUAAGAGAAUUCCCUCUUGGAGUGGCCGCCCGAUCUGGAUGGAGAAGAUGGUGAUGUGCAGAGUCAAAGUUCCGCACACGUUUGCGGUUCACUCCUACACCCGUCCCACCAUAUGUCAGUACUGCAAGCGGCUACUGAAAGGCCUCUUUCGCCAAGGAAUGCAGUGUAAAGAUUGCAAAUUCAACUGCCAUAAACGCUGUGCAUCAAAAGUACCAAGAGACUGCCUUGGAGAGGUUACUUUCAAUGGAGAACCUUCCAGUCUGGGAACAGAUACAGAUAUGCCAAUGGAUAUUGACAGUAGUGACAUGAACAGUGAUGGUAGCAGGGGCUUGGACGACACAGAAGAACCAUCUCCCCCAGAAGAUAAAAUGUUCUUCCUGGAUCCAUCAGAUCUUGAUGUGGAAAGAGAUGAAGAAGCUGUUAAAAACAUUAGUCCUUCCACAAGCAAUAAUAUUCCACUGAUGAGGGUCGUACAGUCCAUCAAGCACACAAAGAGGAAGAGCAGCACUAUGGUGAAGGAAGGAUGGAUGGUCCAUUACACCAGCAGGGACACCUUGAGAAAGAGGCAUUAUUGGAGACUUGACAGCAAAUGUCUAACAUUGUUUCAAAACGAAUCUGGAUCAAAGUAUUACAAGGAAAUUCCACUUUCAGAAAUUCUCCGCAUAUCCUCGCCACAAGAUCUCACAAACAUUUCACAAGGCAGCAGCCCGCACUGUUUUGAAAUCAUCACUGAUACCAUGGUAUACUUUGUUGGUGAGAACAUUGGAGAUAGCUCUCACAAUCCUGUUCUUGCUGCCACUGGAGUUGGACUUGACGUAGCACAGAGCUGGGAAAAAGCAAUUCGCCAGGCCCUCAUGCCUGUUACCCCUCAAGCCAGUGUCUGCACUUCUCCAGGGCAAGGGAAAGAUCACAAAGAUUUGUCUACCAGUAUCUCUGUAUCUAAUUGUCAGAUCCAGGAGAAUGUGGACAUCAGUACUGUUUACCAGAUCUUUGCAGAUGAGGUGCUUGGUUCAGGCCAGUUCGGUAUCGUUUACGGAGGAAAACAUAGAAAGACUGGAAGGGAUGUGGCUAUUAAAGUAAUUGAUAAGAUGCGAUUUCCUACAAAACAGGAAAGUCAACUCCGUAAUGAAGUGGCUAUCUUACAGAAUUUGCACCAUCCUGGGAUUGUAAACCUGGAAUGUAUGUUUGAAACCCCAGAACGAGUUUUUGUAGUAAUGGAAAAGCUGCAUGGAGAUAUGUUGGAAAUGAUUCUGUCCAGUGAGAAAAGUCGACUUCCAGAACGAAUUACCAAAUUCAUGGUGACACAGAUACUUGUUGCUUUGAGGAAUCUACACUUUAAGAAUAUUGUGCACUGUGAUUUAAAGCCAGAAAAUGUGCUACUCGCAUCAGCAGAGCCAUUUCCUCAGGUGAAGCUGUGUGACUUUGGUUUUGCACGCAUCAUUGGUGAAAAGUCAUUCAGGAGGUCUGUGGUGGGAACACCAGCAUACUUAGCCCCUGAAGUUCUCAGAAGCAAAGGUUACAACCGUUCUCUAGAUAUGUGGUCAGUGGGAGUCAUUGUCUAUGUGAGCCUCAGUGGCACGUUUCCCUUUAAUGAAGAUGAAGAUAUAAAUGACCAAAUCCAAAAUGCUGCAUUUAUGUACCCACCAAAUCCAUGGAAAGAAAUUUCUGGUGAAGCAAUUGAUUUGAUAAACAACCUACUUCAAGUGAAGAUGAGAAAACGUUACAGUGUGGACAAAUCUCUUAGUCAUCCCUGGCUACAGGACUACCAGACUUGGCUUGACCUUCGAGAAUUUGAAACUCGCAUUGGAGAACGUUAUAUUACACAUGAAAGUGAUGAUGCCCGCUGGGAAAUACAUGCAUACACACACAACCUUGAAUACCCAAAGCACUUCAUCAUGGCUCCCAAUCCAGACGAUAUGGAAGAAGAUCCUUAAUUAUCAAUGACCUAAGAACUUCAGUAAGGAAGUAUUUCAUUUUAUGGGCUGAUAUUUUGUUGCACAACUGUUGUUGGAGGUCGUCAUUUGCAAGGAUGCAAAGACAUGAGGAAAUACGAUAAGGAAUCAGUGACACCAAUACUGUAGUUCAUAAUAAGUAGGUACAAGAGUGGAAAGUAAUAAAAACACAUAAUGGAACCAAGAUGAAGCUUUUCAUAAAUUUUAUAGCAUAAGAAAUAACUGGUUUUGUAUUUUUCCUAAUCCUUCACUUUAGUACAAUAGUGGCACUUUUAUCUUCCCUUUCCUGUUCUUAUAUUAUUUUCAAAAAAGUACAAAAAGGCAAGCUAGAAUCCAGUUAUUACAUAGCUUGACCAAAUCAUAUGAAAGUUAUAAGGUUGAUUACUGAACAGGUUUGCAUUUAAGUGAUAUCAGGCUGCCAGCAUGCAGUUUUCUGUAAGGAUUUUAAACAUUUGUUUAACUGACCAUACAGGGAUUGAGGGGAUUUUACCAGACACCUACAAAAGUAGUGCUGGACUUUUUUACCUUUUUCUUUUUUUUUUUAGGUCAGUCAAGACUCCAAAACAGUGAUCCCUAACCUUUUUAGAGUUGAAACUCUGAAUAUCCUCUCUACAAC